GAAUGAUAUAUCACUAUCAUAUCCUCUUCUACCAUGGCCUUUCCACCUUCUCACAGUUUCAUGUUUAACACUCAUAAUGAAGACUAUGACCAUCUCCCUUCAACCUCACUCAACGCCUUCUCCUCUUUGCCAACACAACACUUCCAAGGGGGUGCAGCUUUCAUGUUGAAGAGAUCCAUGUCGUUUUCAGGCACUGAGAACAAGUGUGAUGAAGUGCAUGGAGAUGAUGAGUUGUCUGAUGAUGGGUUCCAGAUUGGGGAGAAGAAGAAGAGGUUGAAUUUGGAACAGGUUAAGGCACUUGAGAAGAGUUUUGAGUUGGGGAACAAGCUUGAGCCUGAAAGGAAAGUGCAACUCGCUAAGGCAUUGGGGUUGCAGCCAAGACAGAUCGCUAUAUGGUUUCAGAAUAGAAGGGCUAGAUGGAAAACCAAGCAAUUGCAGAAGGAAUAUGAAAUCCUCAAGAAGCGGUUUGAAGCAGUCAAGGCUGAUAAUGAUGCCCUUAAGUCUCAGAACCAGAAACUACACCAAGAGUUACAAGCUCUAAAAAGUAGGGAAUGUUGUGAAGCUGGAAUAAUCAGCCUUAAGAAAGAAAAUGAGGGUUCUUGGAGCAAUGGAAGUGAAAACAGUUCAGACAUUAAUUUAGAUCUCUCAAGAACACCAGUUUUGAUUAGUCCUGUAUCUUCUCAGAAUGGUAAAAGCCUUCUAUCUACUUCCUUAAAGCCCACCGGCAUAACUCAGCUCCUCCAAUACUCAUCAAGACCAAACCUUCAAGAUGAAGGCUUCUGCAACAUGUUUCACAACAUUGAUGAGCAACAGAACUUUUGGCCCUGGCCUGAACAGCACCAUUUCCAUUGA
This is a messenger RNA of Gastrolobium bilobum, 852 nucleotides long. Its product is annotated as homeobox-leucine zipper protein ATHB-20-like. Gene Ontology annotation, biological process: positive regulation of DNA-templated transcription. Lineage: Eukaryota; Viridiplantae; Streptophyta; Magnoliopsida; Fabales; Fabaceae. The record is from RefSeq and is a predicted model, not a curated record. Gene Ontology annotation, cellular component: nucleus. The transcript has 3 exons. Gene Ontology annotation, molecular function: sequence-specific DNA binding; DNA-binding transcription factor activity, RNA polymerase II-specific. The coding region runs from base 34 to 852 and encodes 272 amino acids.